AUGGAGACAUAUUUGCUAGUCGCCAUCGCUUUGGCCGUGGUCUUUCUUGUCAACCACAAAUCCUCUCCCAAGGUUCCCUCUACUAUACCACGACUACAAGAUUCAUCCCCGUUUCUUCCAUUCAAGCUUUACUGGCGUUAUCUCACUGAUUGCCGUAGACUCUUUCUCGAAGCAUAUCAAGAAUUCACCAAAGAUGGAAAAACAUGUGUUUUGCCAAGUAUGGGCUUCAAAGAUGAAAUCCAUCUAGCACAUCACCAUACCCAAUGGGCAGCUUCUCAGCCAGAUGGCGUACUCAGUCCCUUUGAAGGAUUUCGUGAAAUCGACAAAGGGGAUUGGAACUCUGGCCACGCCAGCUACAUCCAAGAUCCGUGGCAGAGUGUCGUUAUCAAAAAGGAGAUGGGUCGUUUCCUAGAGAUACUCGCUUCUGAUGUGGAUGAUGAGCUGAAAACUGCUGUACCUGAAUAUGUGAAGCCUGGACCAAACGGCGAGGUUGAUGUCUAUGAAUCCAUGAAAUGGAUUGUAGCUCAAGUCUCCAGCCGCUUCACUGUUGGCCUUUCUCUCUGCCGUGACAAGACAUAUCUAAAGGACACUCUCGAGUUUGCAGACUUGUUCAUCUUGAACUCUGGUCUUUUGAUUUACACCCCUUCACUCCUCAAACCACUCGUUGGAUUUUUCAUCACUUUACCAACGAGGUACAACCGGUGGAAAAUCCAAAAGCACAUUCAACCUCUCUAUGAGGAGCGCGCCAAACGUUUGUUGAACCCUGAGCUCUAUGAAAAGAGUGAAGAGCCAACAGAUAACCUGCAAAUGAUGAUGAAAUAUGCCAUCGACAAGCACCGUGACCAGGUCACUCUUUCUCAGAUCUCUAACAGACUAUGUCUUGCGAAUCUUGCUUCAUUCCAUCAGACUGCUGUUGCGACUAGCAAUGUCUUGAUCAACAUCGCUGCAUCAAACGCAGAGUUCAACACCAUUGAAGUCAUCCGGAAGGAAAUGGCAGAUGUUCUUGGUGAAAAUGGCGUAUUUGACAAAGCCUCUGUGUCAAAGAUGGUUCAAACCGACAGCAUUCUGCGAGAGUCGAUGAGGACACAUGGUUUUGGAAACAGAGCCAUGAUCCGCAAGGUUGUUUCACCGGAUGGGCUAAAGACACCAGACGGCCAAACCCUACCCAACGGCUCAACAAUGUCUAUCCUUUCUUAUCCCGUCCACAAUGACCCAACCAUCUAUGAGCACCCUGAAAAGUUCCACCCCUUCCGCUUCUCUCAGAUGAGAAGUGAAGGAAACGGUGCAAACCUCUCAUUCGUGUCAACAUCUCCUACAUAUCUACCUUUCGGCCACGGAAAGCAUGCUUGUCCGGGACGUUUUCUAGUUGACUUUGAGAUGAAGAUGAUUUUGCAUCACGUCUUGAAGGAAUAUGAUAUUGAGCUUCUUCCUGAGCAUAACGGUGUGCGACCUGAGAGUCACUGGAUAACAGAGGCUGUUAUGCCGCCUGUGGGAGUCAAGUUGCGAUUUAAAAAGCGAGAGCUUGCAUGA
Messenger RNA from Fusarium pseudograminearum CS3096, 1530 nucleotides. RefSeq lists its product as uncharacterized. The transcript is spliced from 3 exons. The record is from RefSeq and is a predicted model, not a curated record. Gene Ontology annotation, molecular function: oxidoreductase activity, acting on paired donors, with incorporation or reduction of molecular oxygen; heme binding; monooxygenase activity. Bases 1 to 1530 code for a protein of 509 amino acids. Lineage: Eukaryota; Fungi; Ascomycota; Sordariomycetes; Hypocreales; Nectriaceae.